Messenger RNA from Drosophila biarmipes, 974 nucleotides. RefSeq lists its product as uncharacterized. The coding region runs from base 56 to 634 and encodes 192 amino acids. Gene Ontology annotation, biological process: cytoskeleton-dependent cytokinesis. The record is from RefSeq and is a predicted model, not a curated record. NCBI's taxonomy places the organism in Eukaryota, Metazoa, Arthropoda, Insecta, Diptera, Drosophilidae. The transcript has a single exon. Gene Ontology annotation, cellular component: dynactin complex.
UAGAGGCUGACAUCAUUCCUGCAACCAAACAAAAUAAAGAGAAAUCCGGCGAAAAAUGGAGGCCCUGGACAUUCUGGAGAAGCGCAUCGAUGCCCUGACGCGAGUACUGGGUCCCGUGCAGGACUCGGAGCCGGGUGAGGGCGUGGUCGACGCCCUGUGCUCCGCUCACGCCCUCCUGGGCGAAGCCACCACGGGCAGUGUUCCACUGCAGCAGUGUGUGAAGAGAUCGGGCGAGCUGGAGAAGUACCUGGACCCCAACUUCCUCGAGGAGCAGCAGCAGGUGCGCUCCAAGGAGGUCUACCUGCAUGCCGUGGCCCCCGAGCUGCACGCCCAGGCCGAGCAGCUGGAGAGGAUUAAGCAGCUGGAGCCGGCCCUGGGCGCGGAGUACUUCCGCAGCAUUCCCGCCGAGUGCCUGGAGCAGCUGAAGGGCAUCACCCAGAACAACGGCGAGUACGCCCAGCAGAGCGAGCUCAUCGAGGAGAGCCUCGUUUUGGCCAUGAAGCGCUACGGCGAGAUCCAGGCGGGCCUCCUCAGCUCCCUGGACGCGAUGAGCGACCGGCUGGACCAGGUGGAGGAGCGCAUGGAGCAGCGGAAGCGGGCCGAGCUCAACAAGGAUGUGCCGCCCAAGGAUUGAGCAAAGAUCGCUUUAAAGACUGCUGAAAGUAUUUUAUACGACCCGGUUUCCACGACCAAAUCAUAGUCAAGUCUGGAUUUGCGUAGUUUGCAUCUUUCAGUUCUUCAUAAAACUAUCAGCUCUUACUCUUAUAUACUAUGUAAGAUCCAGCAAGCUGCUAGUUAUAUUGAAUACUGUAACAUAAGCAAAUAGCAUUUGAUUGGAACUGGAAGUGGAAUCCGGAUAUUAGAUUUUCUAAUUGCUCCUUCUCUGUGGCUAAUGAUGCUCUUUCAAUUGUAAGUUUCCUUUUUUAAAGUUAUUUAAUAAUAGCACAAUAAAUUACAAAACUAAUCAAAUACAA